AUGGGAGAGAUCGAGGUCAGCACCGUGAGACCCAAAGUCACCGAUGCUAAAGGCAUCCUCAAACAGAACCGACAGUUCCUGGAUUACUUCUGGGACAUCGCGAAGCCCGAGCGAGAAAUCCGCCUCAAAGCGAUAGAGGAUUUAAUCGAACACUUGAAGCAGAGUGAGAAGAAAUUCAUCAGAAAUGCAGCGUUUGGGAAUUUCUUCGCCGUGCUCGCCCUGUCUCAGUCCACACGUCUGCAUAAGGAGCCGCAGGUCAUGUUGGAGUGUGUGCGGCUCCUGCAGAGUCUGUCCCAUUACAGAGAACACCUGAGAGACCUGCCCAGAAAAACCAUGGUCGACAUCCUGUCAGAGACAUCGAAGGAGGUGUUUGAAGAGGUGCUCCUGAGCGCCCUGCAGUCUGACCUGACCUCUGCCCUCAACACUCCCGAGCAGCUUGAGCUCCUCCUAGUGGCCCUGCAGAAGUUCCCCUCUGUGCUCAAACCCAAAAAACUCAAGAAACUAUUGGGAACCACAGCAGUCAUUACUAAAGAGAACAUGCCGAAGUAUGAAUAUGAUGACCAAAACACAUCCUUUUCUCUCUCUUUAUUUAUCAGUUAUUUGAGUUUCCGGUUGUUGGGAGCGUCUCUGCCGCUGCUGUCAGUCGCUCAGCUUGAGUUUGUGCUGUCCGCUGAUGUGAUGACACACUACGGUCAACACAUGCUGUCCGCACAGCUGGCAGACCGAUUCAAGUUUGCUCCAGAAAUGGAGAAGUACGUGAGUGAGUUCAUGCGGGGCUGCGUUGACGCUAACAAACAGCUCGUCGUGGCGCUCGGCUUCACUCAGCUCACUAACCAGGGCUACCCUGUGGUCCCGUCCUGCUGGAAGGAUCUGGAGCACAUGGAUCUGUCUGCGCUGCAGAAGUACGUGGAGUGGUUGAUGGAGGGCUUCUGCAAGCCCCAGCUGGAGAAAUGCCUGGACUUCAGCACCCGCAGACAGAAAGGAAACCAGGAGACUGAAGUAGAGAGUGACAGCUGUGUUGCCAGGUUUCGUAAAUGGAUCAUUCUACGCCUCACGUUCAUUGUGGAAAACCAUCAGAUUAAGAAACGGGAGGAUCUCGUCAUGAAAAUGGCUCGGUUUAUUUUCUUCCACGCUUUCUUUGAUGUGAAGAAACCCACCCCAGAAAUCCCUGAGACGACGCAGGCUCUCUCAGUGCCCAUCGAUCAACAAACACGAGCCAGCAUCUCUUCAGCCUUCUACGGUCUUCUGCAAGGCCUGAACACAAUGGCUGUGUUAGGAGAUUCUGCUGAGGCGGAGAGGAGGAUUCUGGGUGUUAAAGCUGAUGGAAGCAUGUGGAUCUACUGUGUGGUCCAGUACGCCACCACGCUGCUCAACCAGAGCAAACACGUCCAGAGCGUUCAGACCCUCAGUCCAGAGCAGAGACGUGUCUGGGACAGUAUGCUGGAAACAGUGGAGGCCUUGAGGAAAAAAGCAAAGAAGCCUUCUUCACCUGAACACUCGGCGUUCCAGCACCUCUUCCUUCUCGUUGGCAUUCAGAUGUUCAAGGCUCCAGAAGAAAGUUUGGAGCUGUUGAAUGAUUUGCGGACCUGCAUGGAGAAAGCUCAGGCUAAGAAAUUAAAGAAGAAGAAAGCGAAUGGAAAGGGCUCUGAUGAGGAGCCGCUCUGGGUGGAGGUGGUUGUUGAGAUCCUGCUGUCGCUCCUGUCUCAGCCCAGUCGACUCACUCGUGGUGUGUGUAAAGCUGUGUUUAGCCGUAUCUGUCCUCACCUCACCCAAGAAGCUCUCAGCUCCAUCCUGAACGUUCUAGACCCAAACAAGGAUGAGGAUGAAAGUGGUGUUAUGGUGACUGAUGAGAAGGAGAAAAAGAAAAAACAUAAAGAGGAGGAAGAGCGAGAUGAAGAAGAGGAUGAUGAUGUGGAGGAUGAAGAGGGUUCUGAUUCCUCCUCCUCUUCCUCUGAAGAUGAUGAUGAAGCCAUGGAGGAAGGAGAAGGGGUGGAUCAGAACUUUCGUUUGGAUUUGAUGAAGGUUCUGCAGGGUCAGAAUGCUCUGGCCACUGAAGAGGAUGGCAGUGAUGAAGAGGAACUGGAUGAUGUGGCCAUGAUGAAGCUGGACGGAAGCCUUUCUGCUCUCUUUCUGGAGCAGAAGAAAAAGAUCCAAGCCAAGAAAGAUGAGAAGGACAGACUCCGCAAGGAAAAGGUCCUCGUGCGGGACUUCAAGAUUAAAGUACUGGACAUGGUGGAGAUGUUCUUGAGCAAACAGGGAAGCAGCGCUCUGGUUCUUGGGAUGGUGGAACCGCUGCUCAGCGUGAUCGAGAACGGGAUGAGCUCCGAAACCAGCCAACAGGAACAGGACUUCCUGCGCAAGGCCGCAGACAUCUUCAGGAAUCGACUCUGUCGUGCAAAGUAUUACUGCAGGGAAAUCGACGGACGAGAGGCGGAGCUUCAUGACAUGCUUGAGCGUCUGAUUGGUCGAGCCCAGAAACUGACAGACUCGUCUGUGUCUCUAUACUACUUCAGUGCUGCUCUCUAUGUGCUGAAGGUGUUACGAGGCGUUGUGAGCGAACAGGACUCGGCAAACGCACCGUCAACACCGUCAGAGCUGAGGCUUAUGGGUAAAGUAGAUGUUGAGAGGGUCACGACUUGCUUCAGGAACGCGUUGACAUCUUUCAUGACGAAGAGGAAAAGCCCUCUCACGGGAGCCAUGUUCAUCGACCUCUUCAGCAGAUUCCCGGUGUUGUGUGUGAACCUGUUGGACACGGCGGUGGAGAACAUCACUGCUGGAGUGAGGGAACAUCAGCAGGGUCAGGCAUGUGUCGUGGCGCUCAGGGCCCUGCAGUCUAAAGAUGUAAAAAACCUGAUGUCUGAUGCCCAGAGAACUGAGCUGCAUCAGAAAAUUGUGGACCAACUUGCCAAGAGUUUUGAAGAUGUAGAGUGUAAGAAUAAAACGGUUCGUGAGAAGAUAGUCAAGGCACUAGAGCUCUGUCAGCAUCUUGUCAGAACCGUUCACAGUCAGAAGAUGCAGGUUAAUCUGGAGCUCCUUCAGAAAGUCCUCAAGUCCAUGAACGCUGAAGGAAGCCUGCAGAAACCAGGACAGCUGGAGGACACAUACUGGAGCGUGAUGAAGUUAUUUGGCAUUUUAAAGCCAAAGAUGGAAAAGGUGAAGAAAGUUGUAGAGGCAGAGCAGACAGAAGAAACCACAAAGAAGAAGAAGAAGAAGGGGUUCCUUCCUGAGACGAAGAAACGCAAGAACCGUAAGAAGCCUACGGUACUGGAGGGAAAAGAGACGCCAGCCUCCACAGAAACUGCUGGAGGAGCGUCCGGAGAGGAGGGAAAGAAGAAGAACAAGAAGAAAAACAAGAGGAAACCGCAGGGAGGAGAAGGAGAAGAGACACGAAAUCAGCCAGCCACUAAAAAAGCCAAAACACAGCAGCAACAACAGAAGAAGAAAAAGAAAGGAGGACAGCAGGAAGUUGAUGGGAAAUAAUUGGACAAUAUGAUGUAACUGAAUACAGAACUCACUACAGGUUGCUGUUUGUCCUGUGCAGCCCAAACUCUGGGCCUGGCCUUCAGAAAUUUGCUUCUUUCAAGAUCACCUGUUCUGUUCAGAGAAAUCAGCAAAUGUGAAGAGAGAAAUAUCUGCAUUAUUUGCCUGUUUGUGAUUACUUGCAUGAUAUUAUUUUUUUUAAAGCAAUAGAAGAAAUACUAAAAGGCAUU
Sinocyclocheilus rhinocerous is the source of this 3710-nucleotide messenger RNA. Its product is annotated as myb-binding protein 1A-like protein. Gene Ontology annotation, cellular component: nucleolus. Gene Ontology annotation, molecular function: sequence-specific DNA binding; transcription corepressor activity; RNA binding. Lineage: Eukaryota; Metazoa; Chordata; Actinopteri; Cypriniformes; Cyprinidae. Gene Ontology annotation, biological process: regulation of DNA-templated transcription. The coding region runs from base 1 to 3480 and encodes 1159 amino acids. The record is from RefSeq and is a predicted model, not a curated record. The transcript is spliced from 25 exons.